This is a messenger RNA of Lotus japonicus, 782 nucleotides long. RefSeq lists its product as uncharacterized. The transcript has a single exon. Lineage: Eukaryota; Viridiplantae; Streptophyta; Magnoliopsida; Fabales; Fabaceae. Bases 141 to 503 code for a protein of 120 amino acids. The record is from RefSeq and is a predicted model, not a curated record.
ACCAACCCUUAUAUAAAUCACCCACCACCGUGCUAUAAACGCCUCAAAAAAAUUCACUUUGGAUUUUUUGGGGGAAAAUCUUAAGAAGGUGGGUGCACAUUGUCAUACCAUCAUCAUCAUCAUCAUCGCAUUUUCUUGGCAUGGCCGCCGCGGCAGACGGGCUUUUCAGGCCAAUCUAUGAAGGUUGCAUUUCCGGCCACGACCACGGCGUCGAACGGCGGCCAUACCACCGCAACUGUGGCUGCGCGCUUCACAGCAACAACAAAUCUUGCAGACACAGGAUGCCACGGUGUAACAAUGUGUCGUAUCCAAUGAGGAGGGCUUGGAGUGAAGGGAGCUUGUUGGUCUUGUCUGCAAAUUCCUCUGCUCAUUCCUCUCCUUCUACUUCUCCUGCCCCUGCUCCUAGUUCCCAUAGGCCUCAACUUGAUCAAGAAGAAGAAGAGGAACAUACAACAACAACAACAACAACGAAGUUUGUGCCUUUAUUUGAGGUUUCAGAAUAAUGUUCUUCAUUUUGUUCUGUUCUUCUUUCUUUUCUUGCUGCCCCAAUUUUGAAUAACCAAAUUUCAGUCUGGUUGAGGUCUUAAUUAAUGACUAGUAAAUUUUUUUAUUUGGUUGAUUAUUAUUUGUAGGAGGUUGUCAUUGGUUUGUAACUUUGUGUAUUGAUCUACACCAUUUUGAUUCAGGGACCAAGCUUUUUGGCUUCUUAUCAAUUUGGUUGAUUCUGAAUUUGAUGACAACCCUAUUUAUUGUAAUGUAAUGAUGCUAAUUGGUUCUUGAAA